UUUGUUUUUCCUCUUGAGGUAGUGAAAAGCGAAUACUGAAGAAUAGGAUCUCAAGAUGAGUAAAAAGCCCCCAAAUCGUCCUGGAAUCACUUUUGAGAUUGGUGCGCGUUUGGAGGCACUGGACUACUUACAGAAAUGGUAUCCGUCUCGGAUUGAAAAAAUCGACUAUGAGGAGGGCAAGAUGUUGGUCCAUUUUGAGCGUUGGAGUCAUCGUUACGAUGAGUGGAUUUACUGGGAUAGCAAUAGGUUGAGACCCCUGGAGAGACCUGCACUGAGAAAAGAAGGGCUCAAAGAUGAGGAAGAUUUCUUUGAUUUUAAAGCUGGAGAAGAAGUUCUGGCUCGUUGGACAGACUGUCGCUAUUACCCUGCCAAGAUAGAAGCAAUUAACAAAGAAGGAACAUUCACAGUUCAGUUUUACGAUGGAGUAAUUCGUUGUUUAAAAAGAAUGCACAUUAAAGCCAUGCCCGAGGAUGCUAAGGGGCAGGUGAAAUCCCAGCAUCCACUAAGCUGGUGUUGUCCUAGCGACCCAGCUGGAUCGUGGAGCCAGUCUAUGGGAAGUGAGGAUUGGAUAGCUUUAGUCAAAGCAGCUACUGCAGCCAAGAAUAAAACAGGGAGCAGACCCCGCACCAGCGCUAACAGCAGUAAAGAUAGAGACAAAGAGGAGAGGAAAUGGUUUAAAGUACCUUCAAAGAAGGAGGAGACUACGCCUUCUAUAGCUUCAUCCGAAGUGGAGAAGAAGGAAGAUCUGCCCACGUCUAGUGAAACAUUUGGACUUCAUGUAGAGAACGUUCCAAAGAUGGUCUUUCCACAGCCAGAGAGCACAUUAUCAAACAAGAGGAAAAAUAAUCAAGGCAACUCAUUUCAGGCAAAGAGAGCUCGACUUAACAAGAUUACUGGUUUGUUGGCAUCCAAAGCUGUUGGGGUGGAUGGUGCUGAAAAAAAGGAAGACUUCAAUGAAACGGCUCCAAUGCUGGAGCAGGCGAUUUCACCUAAACCUCAAAGUCAGAAAAAAAAUGAAGCUGACAUUAGCAGUUCUGCCAACACUCAGAAACCUGCACUGUUAUCCUCAACUUUGUCUUCAGGGAAGGCUCGCAGCAAGAAAUGCAAACAUGAAUCUGGAGAUUCUUCUGGGUGUAUAAAACCCCCUAAAUCACCACUUUCCCCAGAGUUAAUACAAGUCGAGGAUUUGACGCUUGUAUCUCAGCUUUCUUCUUCAGUGAUAAAUAAAACUAGUUCUCCACAGCCUGUGAACCCCCCUAGACCUUUCAAGCAUAGUGAGCGGAGAAGACGAUCCCAGCGCUUAGCCACCUUGCCCAUGCCCGACGAUUCCGUAGAAAAGGUUCCUCCUCCCUCUCCAGCCGCUGAUGGGAAAGUACUCUCCAUCAGUUCUCAAAAUCAGCAAGAGUCUUCAGUACCAGAGGUGCCCGAGGUUGCACGUUUGCCACUUCAGAAGCUGGGACCCUGUCUCCCUCUUGACUUAAGUCGUGCUUCAGAAGUUUCAGCACCGCUAGCCCCAGAUCCCGUUUACCCUAAUGAAUGUCCCAGGCCAGAAAAGGAAGAUACACAGAUGCUUACGAAUCCUUCUUCCAAAGCAGUAGCUGAUGGAAGAGGAGCUCCAACAGCAGCAGGAGUAUCGAAAACAGAAAAAAAAGUGAAAUUGGAAGAGAAAAGCUCAACAGCAUUUGGUAAGAGAAAAGAGAAGGAUAAGGAAAGAAAAGAGAAGAAAGACAAAGAUCACUAUAAACCAAAACAGAAGAAGAAAAAGAAAAAGAAAAAGAAAUCCAAGCAGCAUGACUAUUCAGACUAUGAAGACAGUUCUCUAGAAUUUCUGGAAAGGUGCUCUUCUCCACUAACUCGAUCUUCCGGGAGUUCUCUGGCUCUGCGAAGCAUGUUUACGGAGAAAAAUACAACAUAUCAGUACCCAAGGGCAAUUCUGUCAGUUGAUCUUAGUGGUGAAAACUUAUCAGAUGUGGAAUUCCUGGACGAUUCUUCAACAGAGAGUUUGCUUCUGAGUGGGGAUGAGUACAAUCAGGACUUUGAUUCAACCAAUUUUGAGGAAUCUCAGGAUGAAGAUGAUGCUCUUAAUGAGAUUGUGCGAUGCAUUUGUGAAAUGGAUGAGGAGAACGGCUUCAUGAUCCAGUGUGAAGAGUGCCUGUGCUGGCAGCACAGCGUGUGCAUGGGGCUGCUGGAGGAGAGCAUCCCCGAGCAGUACGUGUGCUACAUCUGCAGGGACCCUCCCGGUCAGAGGUGGAGUGCAAAGUACCGCUAUGACAAGGACUGGCUGGACAACGGGAGAAUGUGCGGGCUCUCCUUCUUGAAGGAAAACUACUCUCAUCUCAACGCCAAGAAGAUAGUUUCCACACACCACCUGCUUGCCGAUGUGUAUGGAGUCACGCAAGUCCUGCACGGGCUCCAGCUGCAGAUCGGGAUUCUGAAGAACAAACAUCACCCCGACCUUCGUCUCUGGGCUUGUUCUGGGAAGCGAAAAGACCCAGAUCAAGGAAUCACGGGGCUAGAGAAAAAAAUAGCAGUGCAAGACGCAAGGAGUAUCGAGGAGAAGAAAUACCAUGCGCAGAACCAUAAAGAACCGCCCCGGGUGCCCCCCAGAAUGGAAGGGACUUACAUAACAAGUGAGCACAGCUACCAGAAGCCACAGAAUUUUGGUCAAGACUGCAAAUCUCUCGCAGACCCCGGGAGCUCAGAUGACGACGAUGUUAGCAGUUUUGAAGAGGAACAGGAAUUCCACAUGAGAGACAAAAACCGCUCCCAGUAUGCACUGAGAGAAGAUGGGAUGCCUGAAAAGAAUCCAGCUGAAAGGAAUACGGUGUUUAUUUAUAACGAUAAACAGGGCCCCGAAGACCCAGGCGACUCUCAUCUUCAGUGGCAGCUCAAUCUCCUGGCACACAUAGAGGAUGUCCAGAACGAAGUCACCAGCAGGAUGGACCUCAUAGAAAAAGAAGUCGACGUUCUGGAAAGCUGGCUUGACUUCACAGGGGAGUUGGAGCCCCCGGACCCUCUAGCAAGACUGCCUCAGCUCAAGCGUCACAUCAAACAGCUCCUGCUCGACCUGGGCAAAGUGCAGCAGAUAGCAGCUCUCUGCUCCGUAUGACGGCAGCGAGACCCGAGUGAGAAGGCCGUGGGCCUCUUCGGUCGAUGAUUCUUAUUACCCACAGGACCGCCGAGUGGAUAGUUCUACAGAGCUUAGUGCCCUUUGGUCAUUCACUGACUUGUGACGUCAAUGGGAUGGCACCUUGGACAGCAAGAGGAAGGACGGCUUGAUCGAGGAGGCUGCAGAUGAGAACGCGGUCUGUGCCAGGUACCGCUGAAGGAAAUCGAGGAAAUCGAGCUGGCAGCACCUUUGAAUAGCUGCCUACCCGAAGCUCGAGAUGCCCGUAGAAAGGAACCUGGCGUGCUUCUGUAAUCUUUAGUAGGAGGUCCAUGUUAUGAACCAGCAUUUGGCCAAAUGCAAAGUUGUAGAGGAACUGAAAAUUCUGGGGAGUUCUCCAAGGCCGCCUGUGUGAACUGUCUUCUCCGCAGUUGGUCCAGCCACACCGAGCCCUCGAGUGUGUAGGCUAGUAGCGGAUCAUGAGCUGUUUCUUAGGUGAUGAGUGUCCUUGGUCAGAAGACUGACAGCGGGAGCCUCACUUGUGCGGAUUCUUCCUUCCUUACGAUGACACAUUUAAAAGCAGAUGCCAAAUAAUUGGAAUUUAUUUUGCAGGCGUUAAGCUCAUUAUAAACAGAACGGCUCGCAGAAGGGUCAGUGUGCCAAAUGACAAUGCUGCCGCUGGGGGAGACCGUUCACGCCCCUGGGAGCCCUCCCACGUCUCCCACAGGCCGUCAGCCCGUCCGCAGCCCCGUGCCUCCCGUGCUCCACACGUACCGUCUAGAGUCGGAGGCGGGAUUCAGGCAUCAGCUACAGUUUGGUCCUGAGUCUGCCUGCUGUUGGCCUUCAGAUAAAAGUUGUAAAAAACCUCAGCUGGCAUGAGGAGUGACAAAACGGUCAAGAUAAUUUGUGGCUGUGGAUUUUGUAACUGCUGGUAGCGGAAUACUGGAAAAGCCUCUUUUCUGAAGAUGAAUUAUAUUUUUAAAAAAUACGUGCACACUCAAAACGUUUAGCUUUGGUCACCAGUGGACACAUUUCUGAAGCCAAAGGCAAGUCUG
Suricata suricatta (meerkat) is the source of this 4161-nucleotide messenger RNA. RefSeq names its product PHD finger protein 20 like 1 (gene PHF20L1). The record is from RefSeq and is a predicted model, not a curated record. Gene Ontology annotation, cellular component: nucleus; NSL complex. Gene Ontology annotation, biological process: regulation of transcription by RNA polymerase II. Bases 56 to 3109 code for a protein of 1017 amino acids. Lineage: Eukaryota; Metazoa; Chordata; Mammalia; Carnivora; Herpestidae. The transcript is spliced from 20 exons.